Malania oleifera is the source of this 3080-nucleotide messenger RNA. RefSeq names its product 65-kDa microtubule-associated protein 6-like. The transcript is spliced from 12 exons. NCBI's taxonomy places the organism in Eukaryota, Viridiplantae, Streptophyta, Magnoliopsida, Santalales, Ximeniaceae. Gene Ontology annotation, cellular component: spindle; cytoplasm. Gene Ontology annotation, biological process: microtubule cytoskeleton organization. Bases 685 to 2478 code for a protein of 597 amino acids. The record is from RefSeq and is a predicted model, not a curated record. Gene Ontology annotation, molecular function: microtubule binding.
ACCAUGCGGACUGUCACUCUCUGACUCACUCGGGUGACACACAGAGUAAAAUAGACAAAGCCCUUAAAAAUGUCUGCUUGAUCACGCCGACAUUCACCACCGUCUCCACGAAUUGGCGCAUUUUAGCUGAAUCCCAAACCCUAGAGGCUUUUCUUUCUCGCUCUGAAGUGAAAAUUGUGUUCGUCUACUGAGAGUGAAACAGGGCACCCUCGCAUGUCUCUCUUUCCGUUCCAUUUUUCUCCACUUUCUCUCUCUAGAGCUCUUCUUGAUCUUUAGUCUUUGGGUUUAAUUUUAUUUCUUUGAGGGUUUUACAGCUUUUGGUGGUUGGUGGGUCUGUGGAAUUUUAGUCUUUAGAUGCUUUCAAUGUUUGGUUGCGCAGGGGAGCACUGAGAAGCUUCAGAUCUGACGAAGCAGAUGUUGUUUCGAGGGACAGGGGCAUCAAUAUCUCGUGUCUUCUCCCCUUCCCUGUUGCCUUAAAACCCUACGGCUUCCUUCCUUUCUGUCUCCUUUUGCCGCAACUUUCUCUCUCUUCCCCCUUUAUGAAUUUUCUCUGUGAGUUUUGGGGGUAGAAGCAUCGUUCUUUGAUUUGUUCCUGUGAAAGAAGACCAGCUCUUUUGAUCGAUUAUAUUGUAUUAUCUUGGUUUCUUAGCCUGAGAAAGUUUUAAAAAAGAGUGAUCCGUAUCAAUGCUGGCAUUUGGGAGUCCAACCAGCGUCCAGACAAGGACUAGUUGUGGUUCUUUACUCACAGAACUUCAGCAAAUAUGGGAUGACAUUGGUGAGAGUGAAUCAGACAAAGACCGCAUGCUGUUUGAGCUGGAGAGGGAGUGCUUGGAAGUUUAUCAGAGAAAGGUUGAAAAGGCUGCCAAUGCCAAGGCCCGGCUUCAUCAGACCGUCGCAGCCAUGGAAGCUGAACUUGCAACUCUUAUGGCUGCUCUUGGGGAACUUAAUCUUCAGUCCCUGGCAGAUAAGAGGUCAGCAUCAUUGAAAGAGCAACUCGCAUCAGUGACUCCAAUGGUAGAUGAUCUGAGGAUAAAGAAAGAGGAAAGGAUGAAACAAUUUUCAGAUAUAAAAGCACAAAUUGAAAAGAUCAGUAUGGAGAUUUCUGGUUUUGACCAUCCAAACAGUGCUGUCAUGAGUUAUUUAACUCUAGAAGAACAAGACUUGUCUCUUAGAAGACUUACUGAAUACCAAACACACCUUUCUAAUCUUCAAAAAGAAAAGUCUGAUCGCCUUAAUAAGGUUCUGGAAUUUGUGAAUGAGGUGCAUAUUUUAUGUGGCCUACUUGGGUUAGAUUUUGGCAAGACUGUGAGUGAUGUACAUCCAAGCUUAAAUGGAAAAUACCUGGAGCAAUCCAGAAACAUCAGCAAUAGCACAUUACAAGGUCUAGAACAAGCCAUCAUUACAUUGAAAAUGGAAAGAAAAGAUCGAAUACAGAAGCUGAAAGAUAUUGUAGCAUCGCUUUUUGAACUUUGGAAUUUGAUGGACUCACCAAAAGAGGAGAGAAGUAACUUUUUAAGGAUUACUUCAACUCUUGGAUCAUCAGAAUCAGAAAUUACUGAACCUGGUGCUCUUUCAUUAGAGAUUAUCGAACAGGUGUCAGCAGAGGUGGAGAGGCUAGCUAAACUGAAAGCAAGCAGAAUGAAAGAACUUGUUAUGAAAAAGAGGGCAGAAUUGGAGGAGAUAUGCAGAAUGAUUCAUAUUGAACCUAAUACAAAUACAGCUGCUGAAAAAUCUAAUGCAUUGAUAGAUUCUGGUCUUGUGGAUCCUUCUGAACUUCUGGCAAACAUUGAAGCUCAAAUAAUCAAAGCAAAAGAUGAAGCUGUGAGCAGAAAAGAUAUUAUGGAUAGGAUUGAUCGAUGGCUAUCAGCCUGUGAAGAGGAAAACUGGCUUGAAGACUACAAUCAGGAUGAAAACAGAUACAGUGCCGGAAGAGGUGCUCACAUAAAUCUAAAACGUGCUGAACGAGCUCGAGUGACUGUGAGCAAGAUUCCAGCCAUUGUAGAUAAUUUGAUAAACAAAGCAGUGGCCUGGGAGAAUGAGAAGAAUACCUCUUUUCUUUACGAUGGAGUGCGUUUAGUUUCAAUAUUGGAGGAUUACAAACUGACCAGACAACAGAAAGAAGAGGAGAAGAAGAGAUAUAGGGAUCAAAAGAAGCUCCAAGAUCUACUCUUGACAGAGAAGGAAGCCAUGUAUGGAUCAAAACCUAGUCCAAAAAGAACCAACAGCUUUAGGAAAUCAAAUGGGUAUCGUGCAAAUGGAAAUGGAUCCAUGACUCCUACACCUCGCAGGAAUUCUGUUGGCAGUUCAACUCCUGAGCUUCUUACUCCACGAUCUUACUUGGGGCGCCAAAAUGGAUAUUUCAAGGAAAUGAGAAGGUUGUCUACUGUACCACUAAAUUUUGUGGCUGUAGCAAAAGAAGACACACUGUCGCGUGCUUCCAUUUAUGGUUCAGAGCUAGGCUCUCCUCCUCGGGGUUAAAUUUGAAACUGGAAUUGGAACAGGAAGAAGGUACUCUCUGGAAGUAGAUUGUAAAAGCAGCAGAAACCCUUGUGAAUAUUAAGGCAAUGUACACUAGUGUAUGAUUGUGACAUUGUUAGGAGUGUUAGGGCUAUGGUAAAUGACAUUUGAGGAAGUCAGUUCAGGUGUUAUCUGCUCUGAAGAAACAAGUUCUGAAGGCACAGUGGUGGCAGUGGUUGAUUAUGUUUCGGAGCUAUAAAUUAGAAUUUAAAAUGGGGGCAACUAACGUGGGAGUGUCACUGACCGUGUUAUGCUUUUGAUUUUUCGCUUAGUGUUUCACAUGUGCAUGUAUGUGUAUAUAUUCCCAUGUUCAAGAACUUGAUGUAGGAGGCUUGAUUUUCUCUUGAAAUGCUGAUUGUAGGAUGGUUGUAUUGCCUUAACCCAAGAAAGGUUGAUUUGUCAUUUGUCUUGUUUUUCAACUGCAUUUUGGUGCCCAAUGUCAAUUGCCAUCUUUUCUGUGCACGAAGGAUGGAUGCAGUGGUGAAAUGUAAUCUUAUGCAGUGAAAGCGGAUUGUCUGUGCCAGAGAAAGGACAGUAUUUAUAAAUUGCAUUUUGAACGGUCA